GGCUCUUCGUUCUCUCCCUCCCGCCGCCGCCUCCUCCGUCACCGCCCCGGCGCACUUGGAGCUCGUCCUACCCGCGGCCUGCCCAGCAUGAUCAUCUCCAAGAAGAACCGCAAUGAGAUCUGCAAGUACCUCUUCCAAGAGGGGGUGCUCUAUGCCAAGAAGGACUACAACCUGGCGAAGCACCCGCAGAUUGACGUGCCCAACCUCCAGGUGAUCAAGCUCAUGCAGAGCUUCAAGUCCAAGGAGUACGUCAGGGAGACCUUCUCGUGGCAGCACUACUACUGGUACCUCACCAAUGAGGGCAUUGAGUUCCUGCGCACCUUCCUCAACCUGCCAUCUGAGAUCGUGCCCAACACGCUCAAGAAGUCUGCCAAGCCUCCUGGCCGCCCGUUCGGCUCUGGCCCACCUGGUGACCGCCCAAGGGGUCCACCUCGCUUCGAGGGUGAUAGGCCAAGGUUUGGUGACAGGGAUGGCUACCGUGCUGGUCCUCGCGGCGCGCCUGGUGACUUUGCUGGUGAGAAAGGUGGAGCUCCAGCAGAGUUCCAGCCAUCAUUCAGGAGCUCUGGUGGUGGGUUUGGCCGUGGCGGUGGUGCAGGCGGCUUUGGCCGUGGUGGCGGCUAUGGCGGUGGCCCGACCUCUUCCUCAAUGGAGUGAACUUCCCCAAGUUCGGAUGUGAUGUUUCCCUUCUCAUGAGGCGUUUAAUUUUGCGCAUGAUGGUUAUAUUAUGUAGUAGUGAUGUUUGCAAGAUUGAUCAGUGUUGUCUACACAUGCUAAAAUGUGCUACCUUGAUUCACUCAGUAUAAUAGUUUUUGCAAACGUUGCCUUAAA
This is a messenger RNA of Lolium rigidum, 828 nucleotides long. RefSeq names its product 40S ribosomal protein S10-1. The record is from RefSeq and is a predicted model, not a curated record. Gene Ontology annotation, molecular function: structural constituent of ribosome; RNA binding. Gene Ontology annotation, cellular component: cytosolic small ribosomal subunit. Bases 88 to 654 code for a protein of 188 amino acids. The transcript is spliced from 5 exons. NCBI's taxonomy places the organism in Eukaryota, Viridiplantae, Streptophyta, Magnoliopsida, Poales, Poaceae.